This is a messenger RNA of Peromyscus californicus insignis, 7745 nucleotides long. RefSeq names its product neuropilin 1 (gene Nrp1). Gene Ontology annotation, cellular component: membrane. Lineage: Eukaryota; Metazoa; Chordata; Mammalia; Rodentia; Cricetidae. Gene Ontology annotation, biological process: vascular endothelial growth factor signaling pathway; angiogenesis; axon guidance. The transcript is spliced from 18 exons. Gene Ontology annotation, molecular function: vascular endothelial growth factor receptor activity; semaphorin receptor activity. The record is from RefSeq and is a predicted model, not a curated record. Bases 956 to 3727 code for a protein of 923 amino acids.
CAAAGGAGAGGGCAUCAAAUCUCGGGGAACAAUGCAGCCUGCAGCGUCGUGGGGCGGGGGGACGACGGGGGUGGCACCCACCCUCGAGCCUUUACGCAGGGCGAGGAGGCCUUGCUCGGCUGCAGCCAGGCUAGGCUCUCCAAGAAGGUCUGCCUAUGCUUUACGUGGCAAAGACAGGAUCGCAGUUCUCUGGGCUCAGCGGCGCGUCUCCCACAGCAGCCAGGCUUUCUUCUCCUGAUCUAUAGUCCCACUCCAAGAGUCCUGGAGCGCCCGGCUGCUUCCCCCGCAAGCCUCAGGCUGGCAUCUGGGAAGUGGAAGGGGGGACUAGCUCAGCGAUCCUCCCAAUCGGAGGACACGGGUGCCUGGGGAUUUGGAGUUCCGUGAAGUAGCCGCUAACCCCGGGCUCCCGAAACCCCUUGGCUCCAGGAUCCUUGCCUACUGGAGCAGCCUAGCUCAGUCCUGGGGUGCAGAGGAGCACGCCGAGACAACCCGGACCUCCUCUGGGCGCCAGCUCCUCGGCUCCAACCCGUCCAGAAUCAAGCGGGAUUUUUUUUCCCCCUCUAGAAAUUGGCUUUGGUGUGUCGCCCGCCCUCUCCCCUCCUCCUUGCAACUCCUCCCCUCCUUUUUUUUUUUUUUUUUUUUCCUCCUCCUUCUUCUUCCUGAGACAUGGCCCGGGCAGUGGCUCCUGGAAGAGGAACAAGUGUGGGAAAAGGGAGAGGAAAUCGGAGCUAAAUGACAGGAUGCAGGCGACUUGAGACACAAAAAGAGACGCGCUUCUCGCGGAUUCAGGCAUUGCCUCGCCGCUAGCCUUCCCCGCCAAGACCCGCUGAGGAUUUUAUGGCUCUUAGGCGGACUUAAGAGCGUUUUCGGAUUGUUAAGAUUCCGGCUUGCUAGGCUUUCGUCCGCGCAAUCGUGUUCUCCCGCAGCUGCCUUGGGACUGGCUCGGCGAAGGAGGAUGGAGAGGGGGCUGCAGUUGCUGUGCGCCGCACUCGCCCUUGCCCUCGCCCCGGCCGGCGCUUUCCGCAGCGAUAAAUGUGGCGGGACUAUAAAAAUUGAAAACCCGGGGUACCUUACAUCUCCCGGUUACCCGCAUUCUUAUCACCCAAGUGAGAAGUGUGAAUGGCUGAUCCAAGCUCCGGAGCCCUACCAGAGAAUCAUGAUCAACUUUAAUCCUCACUUCGAUUUGGAGGACAGAGACUGCAAGUAUGACUACGUGGAGGUGAUUGAUGGAGAGAAUGAUAGCGGUCGCCUGUGGGGCAAGUUCUGUGGGAAGAUCGCACCUUCUCCUGUGGUGUCUACAGGGCCCUUCCUCUUCAUCAAAUUUGUCUCUGACUAUGAGACUCACGGGGCAGGGUUUUCCAUCCGUUAUGAAAUCUUCAAGCGAGGUCCCGAAUGUUCUCAGAACUAUACAGCACCUAGUGGAGUGAUAAAGUCCCCUGGGUUCCCUGAAAAAUACCCCAACGGCUUGGAGUGUACCUACAUCAUCUUUGCACCGAAGAUGUCUGAGAUUAUCCUGGAGUUUGAAAGUUUUGACCUGGAGCAAGACUCCAAUCCUCCUGGAGGAAUGUUCUGUCGCUACGACCGGCUAGAGAUCUGGGAUGGAUUCCCUGAAGUUGGCCCUCACAUUGGGCGCUACUGUGGGCAGAAAACCCCUGGUCGGAUCCGCUCCUCUUCGGGCAUUCUAUCCAUGGUCUUCUACACGGACAGUGCAAUAGCAAAGGAAGGUUUCUCAGCCAACUACAGUGUGCUGCAGAGCAGCAUCUCUGAAGAUUUCAAGUGUAUGGAGGCUCUGGGCAUGGAAUCUGGAGAGAUCCACUCUGACCAAAUCACAGCAUCCUCACAGUAUGGCACCAACUGGUCUGUCGAGCGUUCCCGCCUGAACUACCCUGAAAAUGGCUGGACUCCAGGGCAGGACUCCUAUCGGGAGUGGAUCCAGGUGGACUUGGGUCUCCUGCGGUACGUCACUGCUGUCGGGACACAGGGUGCCAUUUCCAAGGAAACCAAGAAGAAAUAUUACGUCAAGACUUACCGAGUAGACAUCAGCUCCAAUGGAGAGGACUGGAUCACCCUGAAAGAGGGAAAUAAGGCCAUGAUCUUUCAGGGAAACACCAACCCCACAGAUGUUGUCUUGGGAGUUUUCCCCAAACCCCUGAUAACUCGGUUUGUCCGGAUCAAACCUGCGUCCUGGGAAACUGGCAUAUCUAUGAGAUUUGAAGUUUAUGGCUGCAAGAUAACAGAUUAUCCUUGCUCUGGAAUGCUGGGCAUGGUGUCUGGACUUAUUUCAGACUCCCAGAUUACAGCAUCCAACCAAGGAGACAGAAACUGGAUGCCAGAAAACAUCCGCCUGGUGACCAGUCGCUCUGGCUGGGCACUGCCACCCUCACCCCACCCGUACAUCAAUGAGUGGCUCCAAGUGGACUUGGGGGAUGAGAAGAUAGUGAGGGGUGUCAUCAUUCAGGGUGGGAAACACCGAGAGAACAAGGUGUUCAUGAAGAAGUUCAAGAUCGCCUAUAGUAACAACGGCUCCGACUGGAAAACCAUCAUGGAUGACAGCAAGCGCAAGGCCAAGUCUUUCGAAGGUAACAACAACUAUGACACCCCUGAGCUGCGGACGUUCUCUCCUCUCUCCACGCGCUUCAUCAGGAUCUACCCUGAGAGAGCCACACACAGCGGGCUUGGCCUAAGGAUGGAGCUUCUGGGCUGUGAAGUGGAAGCGCCCACAGCUGGACCAACCACGCCUAAUGGGAACCCAGUGGACGAGUGUGACGAUGACCAGGCCAACUGCCACAGCGGCACAGGUGAUGACUUCCAGCUCACAGGAGGCACCACUGUCCUGGCCACAGAGAAGCCAACCAUUGUAGACAGCACCAUCCAACCAGAGUUCCCGACCUAUGGUUUUAACUGCGAGUUUGGCUGGGGCUCUCACAAGACCUUCUGCCACUGGGAACAUGACAGCCAUGCGCAGCUCAAGUGGAGCGUGCUGACCAGCAAGACGGGCCCCAUUCAGGACCAUACAGGAGAUGGCAACUUCAUCUAUUCCCAAGCUGAUGAAAAUCAGAAGGGCAAAGUGGCCCGCCUGGUGAGCCCCGUGGUCUAUUCCCAGAGCUCUGCCCACUGCAUGACCUUCUGGUAUCACAUGUCUGGCUCUCAUGUCGGUACCCUGAGGGUCAAACUGCGCUACCAGAAGCCAGAGGAGUAUGAUCAGCUGGUCUGGAUGGUGGUCGGACACCAAGGAGACCACUGGAAAGAAGGACGUGUCUUGCUGCACAAAUCUCUGAAACUAUAUCAGGUGAUCUUUGAAGGUGAAAUCGGGAAAGGAAACCUGGGUGGGAUCGCUGUGGAUGACAUCAGUAUUAACAACCACAUUUCUCAGGAGGACUGUGCAAAACCAACAGACCUAGAUAAAAAGAACACAGAAAUUAAAAUUGAUGAAACAGGGAGCACCCCAGGAUAUGAAGGGGAAGAUGAUAGCGACAAGAACAUCUCCAGGAAGCCAGGCAACGUGCUUAAGACCCUGGACCCCAUCCUCAUCACCAUCAUCGCCAUGAGUGCCCUGGGGGUACUCCUGGGUGCCGUCUGUGGAGUUGUUCUGUAUUGUGCCUGUUGGCACAAUGGGAUGUCGGAAAGAAACCUGUCUGCCCUGGAGAACUAUAACUUUGAACUUGUGGAUGGCGUGAAGUUGAAAAAAGACAAACUGAACCCACAGAGCAAUUACUCAGAGGCAUGAAGGCGUGGAGCUGGAGGGAGAACCGGAGGACUGAGGUGGGAGGACAGUGGAGGUGCGGGGACUCUGUUGCUCUGCUCUCACUGUAAGCUGGGAAGGGCGUCUGUGACGUCACGCCAGGCUUUUCUCAGGAGCUUCAAUGAGCGUCACCUACAGACGCAAGCAGGUGACUGGUAACAACCGGAAUCAUGUACAGCCCGCUUUCUUGGUUUCGUUUGGAUAACCAGAAGCCAGUUAAGACCAAGUGUGACUGACUUCAUGGUUCAUCCUCUUUGUCCUCUUUUUCCUCUCUCUCCUUACCCUGUGAUGGAGUCUUCUCGGAAACUGCAAAAUCCAAGAUGCUGGCACCAGGCGUUGUUCAGUGGGCCCUUUUGAUGGAUACGUGACCUGUAGCCCAGUGCCCAGAGCAUAUCAGCAUAACCACGUUUCAGGGGAUGCCAACAUCCACCUUUGCAUCGCUACCCACAGCGAGCACAAGGGGGGGAAAAGAAUUAGACUGUUUUGUCUGCAAAGUACUGUGGCCUCAGUACCCAUAUCGCGUGUCAGCUCUGUUUACCAAGCAAUACCGACAGAUUUUCUUGAUGUUUUACAGUGUUGUACCGACUCUCGUGUUUGUGACCUCCAUUCAGAAUACCAUACCAUGCAGCCACCAAACUGCUGGCACCCAGGUGUCCCGCUGACGACCACCACAAGUCUUCGGCACUGGCUAGUCUUCGUCCUCUCAAGUGCCUUUUUGUUUGUACUGGUUCCUUGUGUCCCGUGGAUGACCCACUCUGUUUCUGGUGAAAACCCUUCUCUUCAAUCAGACCUGGUGGCCCACUGACUAAGAAGAAAGUAUAUUUUAGCAUGCUACGCCAACCCCGGGAAGGCAAGGGCUCUGAAGACCUGGCAGCGUGGCUUACUCAUUCUGCUUUUUUCUGAAGUUCAAUGUCAUGUCUCUUGACCCUUUGUAUAAAGCUGCAACGUUCUCUCUCACUGUUCUUUCCAAUGGAAUGUAUUUUCAGAUGUAAACUCUUGGCUCUUUCUCUCCUCCCUCCGUCCUUUCUUCCUCUCUUAGAAUCGAAGCAUUUGCCACUGUCCAGAAUGAACCUUGCAGCUUUAACCUGCUGGCGAUGGCGAACAAUUUUACUAGACUUUAUGUUUUAAGAUAAUUAAGUAAGGGGAAUUCCUAACUUUGUCCCCCAAAGUCUAACUUUGGGUUUCUUGUUAACUGGUUAAAGUGACAGUAUCUUUUUUCCUGAAGCCAUGUGCCCGUCCAUUCUGAUUAGAUUGAUAUUUGACAGGAAUAUUUUCGCCUCACGGAAGUCUUAAGUUGAAAGAGAAAAGAAUACAAACUGGCCUCCAGAUGAGCCCCACAGGAAACACUGAAUAAAGUCCCCGAGUCUAAAAGGACGUGACAAUUUUACAUCCAAAUAUACAAAUGACCUGAGAACCUUCCAGCUUUGUUGUUGGGUCGGAGGAGGGGAGUGAAAGGAACAGCUCAUUUAAGAAAUAAACAAGAAACCUGGUGCCUGAGGCAAGGCUAUUUUAAGACCAGGCAGAAGGGGUGCAUAAAGUCAAAACAAUAGCCAUUCAGCAGAAACCCUGAAAAAAAAUAAAUUUUAAUGAAUGCUUUUAGAAACUUCCCAAUGGCUCAUAAAGAGAAAAGGCUUACCUUAGAGCUGGCAAGGCGUACCCCUCCACAGCACAAAGAGGUAGAUAUCUUAACCAAAAGCAGCUUCCAGCUGGUGGACUCUGUCUUGCUGAGCUGUAUGUAAGAACUCUGGCCUCGACCUUCCGCGUGUGGCUACAGGUCUCAGUUAUGUUUCUUGGAGAUCAUGUUUGCUUCCUGGACGAAGGGUCCAUUCACCUUGGUUUAAUGGGAUUGCGAAUGUCUUUUUUCCAGGAAAGUAUUGAUCACUUUAAAAAAAAAUUUAAAAGACUAUGUUUCCAUUCCCAGGGGCAUCUAGUCCCUUGUUACAAUCAUACUGGGAGGAAAGCAUUAAGUGAGAGUUUGUUUCUAAGGCAACAGACUCGACCCCUGUCCUCAGCCAAGGAAAAAUGAUACUGCAACUUUAAAUUUUAAAGUACCUUGCACUGAUAAAUAUAUUUAAAAGUUAUAUGUUUAUAAAGUUAUUAAUUUGUAAAGGCAGUGUUACAAAAUGUUCAGUUUAUAUUGUUUUAGAUUGUUUCGUAAUUUUUAAAGGUGUAAAAUAACAUAUUUUUUCUUUAUUGAAAUCUAUAAGACUUUCUGUAGUAAGAUGUCUCAUUUUCUGGUAUAUUAUUGCUUCAUGUUUUGUACCCUCAUAAAAUUUUGUGCAAAUUUUUUUUACAGAAAUUUUUAUUUUCUAUGAUGAUAUGUAUGACACUUGUAAAUUGUUGUUUCAAAAUGAACAGCGAAGCCUUAACUUGAAAUGACAUUUGUAUUCUCUGAGUAGCAUAAAAAACCACCUAGAAUGAACUGUAACUUAAGCUCCAAACUACACAUUCCAAAGAAGCAGUUGAAUUAAACAUUUUCAUAGAAAUCCCAAACCUGAUGGCUGUUAUUCCAUUAGCUCUGUUCUUGUUAAAGAUGUUGGGGGUCAGCCCAAUGUCCAGUACCUUCCAAGAUUGAAGUUAUCUUUUCGAAAAAAUCUCGUAUUGGGAGAGAGCAAGCAGACCCCUCCUUCCAAGAGCAAGAAUCUGAAACCAGGGGUGAGCAAGGCAGAAUUGGCCUCUAAGUGGACAUUUUUUUUCUCACCCAAAUUAUAUUGGUUUGUACAUCCACGUGGUGAAGUUGGUUUUAUGAUACUAACAGAUUACUGUUGGUGACUCUUGCUUCUGUAGGAAACAGGUAAAUUUACAUACUGAUUAUAUACUAAAUUUAGGGAAAGGGGAAAACUGAGUAUAUAUAGUGUUACAACUGUCUUUUUAGUAAGCCUCGGGGAAAUGCCCAUUUCUUUGGGGACCAAAGCAAUAGGAAAGAAAUGACUGAUACACACCCAAGAAAGGACAAAAAAAAAAAAGUAUUGAGUCAAAACACGUUAAAUAGAUCCUUUAAAAAGGUUGUCACAGCUGGGUGUUGGUGCUGCACGCCUUUAACCCCAGCACUUGGGAGGCAGAGGCAGGUGGAUCUCUGUGAGUUCGAGGCCAGCCUGGGCUACCAAGUGAGUUCCAAGAAAGGCGCAAAGCUACACAGAGAAACCCUGUCUCGAAAAACCAUUAAAAAAAAAAAAAAGCUUAUCACAGCAGAGCAGGCAGACCCCAAGCCCCACUCUGCAGGAGAGGGGUUACUUCUUUGCCUACCUCCAGGAGUAGAAAAGCUCAGUCCAGAGAGCACUGGGACAUGGGGUCUCACCACUGCUGCUGCUGCUGCUGCUCUGGGCAGAGAGUCAAGUUUCUCCACUUCCUGCUUUCCUGGAUCCUGAAACCAUCUCCUAGGACUUAUCCAAGAAUACAGAAAGCUUCCUACUGUGUGUGUUUUUAGGUCUUUGCCUAGGAAGGAGAUAAAACCAUACUCAUUUUACUAAGGUUAAAUUCUACUGACAUCCAGGAACAGUUCCAGAAAACAUGAUGCGUGCAAGCAAACUGUUUAGCAGAAUGCAUCUGGAUAUAGUUUAUUUAUUUUACUUUUUUUGUUUGGUUGUUUGGGCUUUUUUGUUCUGUUUUGGUUUUGAGGUAGGGGCUCAUGUAGUCCAGGCUAGCCUCACACUCACUAUGUAGCCUUGAACUUCUGAUCCUCCUGCCUCUACCUCUGGGGUGAUGAGAGGUGUAUGCCAAAUUUAUACGGGGCUAAAGAUGGAACACAGGACUCCAUGCAUGCUUGGCAAGCACUCUGCCAACUGAGUCGAAGCCCCAGCCCCCUAGACAUAGUUUCAGAGCCACGCAAGGACCAUAGGCUUACCGUCUCUAUGUUCUCUGAGGCUUUCAACGUGGCAGCUUCUCGCUUCUUUCUUCUCCCUGGUUGAUAGUUUAGCUAAGCAUUUCUUUUUGUUUAAUCUGAUAAAUCAUUGUCUAAUACUUCCCAAAUCUAUGGAUUAAAAUGUCACGAGGAUUGAAACAU